AUGCCGGGGCCCGUCGUUCUCUCCACCGGCGCUCCCGCGCCGCCCGCCUUCGCCGGCACCCCCGCCGCCGUAGCGGCAGGGGCUUCGCAGAGGAGGGCGGCGCCCCCAGACCCGUCGAUGCAGGAGUGGCGGGGCUUCCCGGCGGGCGCGGCCGAGGAGCCCGCGGCCGGGAGCGGUGCGGCGCGGCUGGCCGCCUGGGCGGCGCCCCUGUGCCUCAGCGGCGCGGAGCUGGUCCCCCCGCUGCCCCCGCACCUCCAGCCCCCGGAGAGCCGCGGCCUGCCGCCGGCGCCCCAGCGGCCGCUGCCGCAGCCGGGCGGCGGAGAUCCUCAGUUCAACGUGGCCAAGUGCGCGGAGGAGCGCUCCUGCGACAACCCCGCCUGCGUAUUCUGGCACUCGGUGGCCGAGCGGCGCUGCCAGCAGUUCGCCUGCGGCAGCUGCGCCGCUGUGUCGCGCGGGCGCUGCAUCGGCGGCCUGCACGUCCGGCCAGAGGACAUCCGCGAGGUGCUCACAGUGGACCUGGAGGACACGGUGGGCGUCCAGGACGAGCUGCGCCGGCUGGAGGCGGCCUCGCCCGACGAGCGCGCCAGGUACGUGCGCCUGGUCCUCUACGGCUUUGCCGGCCUCCGCAUGGGCCUCCUGCGGAAGCUGCUCGAGCAGCUGCCCCUGCUGCACGAGCUCGCGCUGCCGGACCGGGCUAGGGAGCCGAGCCUCCUGGUGUUCCUCUGCGACCUGGUGGAGGGCCUGGGCACGACCACCCCCAGGCUCCGGGACGUCAUCUUCCAGGACGAGCAGUGCGAGUCGUUGUGGUAG
Prorocentrum cordatum is the source of this 810-nucleotide messenger RNA. Lineage: Eukaryota; Dinophyceae; Prorocentrales; Prorocentraceae. The record is from the annotation of a GenBank genome assembly.